UGCAUGAUUUUGUGCCCAAAACGCAAACGCAGAAUGGCCACGGUACUGUUUGGCGGUUCGGUGGAGCUGAUAAGGCCGCGAAAGCCUCGACCGUAACGCUGAGAGGCGUUAUUUACAUGCUCUUCGACAACUGCAGGAAGGACGUUAAAAAGACUAUCUUGCCCCUCGGCCAUGAAGAUCCUUCCGUCUAUCCUUGCUUCCGCACCUGUAUCGAGGCCCAACGUCCUCCCCUCCGGCAUAAUGUCGAUUUGGUGUGUGAUAGGCUCAAGGAUAUUCGCUGCGUCGUCUGUCCCAAGAAACCCGAGUCUUGCACUUAUCUAUUGACAAAGCUUGAGCUGUCAUUGUUGGAUGGCAUCAAGGAUGACAUUGAUUUUUGCGUGAAGCUGGCCAGAGAGGAAAACCUCGUGUUUCUUCCAGGAGAGGCUCUGGGGGUGAAGAACUGGAUGAGGAUAACUAUCGGAGUGGAAGCUCAUAUGCUUGAGGAUGCACUUGAGAGACUCAAGGGUUUCUGUACACGCCAUACCAAGAAGACAGAUACAGAAACUGAGUCACCUUCAAGCGUUGAAAAUGAGUGAUAGUGUCGGGAUAGUGGAUAUUACAUGGAUUGUA
This is a messenger RNA of Brassica oleracea var. oleracea, 609 nucleotides long. Its product is annotated as S-alkyl-thiohydroximate lyase SUR1-like. Gene Ontology annotation, molecular function: pyridoxal phosphate binding. NCBI's taxonomy places the organism in Eukaryota, Viridiplantae, Streptophyta, Magnoliopsida, Brassicales, Brassicaceae. The transcript is spliced from 4 exons. The record is from RefSeq and is a predicted model, not a curated record. The coding region runs from base 117 to 575 and encodes 152 amino acids. Gene Ontology annotation, biological process: biosynthetic process.